Messenger RNA from Mercenaria mercenaria, 10097 nucleotides. RefSeq names its product cell adhesion molecule DSCAM-like. NCBI's taxonomy places the organism in Eukaryota, Metazoa, Mollusca, Bivalvia, Venerida, Veneridae. The record is from RefSeq and is a predicted model, not a curated record. Gene Ontology annotation, cellular component: axon; plasma membrane. Gene Ontology annotation, molecular function: protein binding. Gene Ontology annotation, biological process: axon guidance; cell-cell adhesion. The coding region runs from base 492 to 6902 and encodes 2136 amino acids. The transcript is spliced from 43 exons.
UUGAACAGGAAAACAGAUAUUUUAAUUCUGUAUUGAUCAACCCGAUGUCUUUAUUUUUCUAUGUCAAGUUUUAAAAACAUAUUCUUACUGCUACAGUUCAAUAUGUUGGAAAAUAACACCUGUUGUUCUGUGUAUUUAAUUAUCAUAUAGAAGGGACGAUUUUAUUGAAUACCAUUGUCAGGCAUGAAGUUUAGUUCUUAUCUGGUGUAACACAUGGUCUAAUGGACGUAAAAUCACACUAAGUAAUUUCAUGGAAGUACUGCAGGAAAUUAUAUGCGACAGGAAAUAUAUCAUAUGCCUAUGUAAGGAAGGAAAAACGAUUGCAAUUUACCUGUGUUUCUUUCAUUCGGCUGUCGAUACGGAUUGUUUACAUAACGGUGAUAAAAUAUUAUAUGUAUACCAGUGAUGAAUCUCAAUUUUCAGGAUUUCGAAAAUGUGAUUGAGGAACAACAGCCGCUGCUCAUCUCCAGGUGACGUCAUGUGUUUAGAAGAUGUACCGAAUUGUUCUUAACACUAGACCAGUAAUUUUCUGCGGGACUCUUGUUUUUCUCAGCAUAUUCAAAGCAAUCGCAGGUUCAACGACAGAAUCUCCCGACGACGGGCUACGAGGUCCUAUUUUUCUGUCUGAACCUCCGACGUCUGUGGUAAUACCGAAUACUAAAGGCGCCAUUAUUCCUUGCGGUGUUUACGGAAAUCCCGCUCCUUUAGUCACGUGGAUAACCGGAAACGGUGACGAGAUAGGGACACAGCCAGGCGUUGUUGAAGUUUUACACAACCAAAGUCUUUAUUUUCAACCUUUUGAUGAAGCUAAUGUGGUACCUGCUAUACACACGCAAGAAUACAGAUGUGUAGCAAGAAACCGUAUAGGACAAGUCAUCAGCCGGAAGGUACACACAGUGGCAGUGAUUGUAGAGCAGCUAGAAAGGUUUACCGUGCAUGUACAUGAUGUUUGGGUUAUGCGAGGAGGGACAGCAGUGUUCAAAUGCGAGAUAAACCCUCCUUUCUGGAAGGACUAUGUGAACAUAACGUCAUGGACACAAGGAACUGUUCACAUUACACCAGGCGACCGGAUAAGCAUAACAUCUGAAGGAGAACUUCAUGUACGUGACGUCAGAGACACAGACGGGUACACCGACUUCCGAUGUAUGGGCUUUAGUUAUGUAACGGAUGACGAGAAACCAAGUCCACCAGCAAAACUUGUCAUUCAUGACCCACCAGCUGGGGGUAGAAGUCCAUCUAUUGACGGCUAUCCGAUACAGGACACUGUCGUCGGUGUUGGCAAGAAUGUACAACUACCAUGCGUUGCCGACGGCUGGCCGUUACCAACUUACCGGUGGUACAAGAAUGGCGAAGCUCUAGAUAUACAAAACGAAGAACGUUACAGUCAGUUUGGAGGCCAACUUGUUAUAGCACCGACAAAACUGUCUGACGGCGGGGAAUACCGAUGCAAUGCCAGUAACUCUAGGGGGUCAGCCGCAGCAAUUAGAACACUUAUUGUCAAAGUUCCGUUGACGGUCGCCAUUUCACCUGGUAACCAAGUAGUGGAUUCUGGGAAGCCUGCUACUUUUAACUGUUCUAUAUUAGGAUUUCCUGUGACCAACGUUCUGUGGUUUAAAGACGGUCAUCCUCUUCUACCAGAUGACUUGCACGUGUUCAAGUCUGCUACACUGCUAGAAAUAACGGUUGUAAGACGCCAGGACCAGGGAAUGUACCAAUGCUUUGCCUUAGAUGGUGACGUAGAGACUCAAGCCACUGCGCAACUCUUGCUUGGAGCCGCCAAACCAACUAUCAUUGAUGGUUUUGCCAGCCAGUAUGUCCAGAAAGGUCAACGGUCGAGUGUACGGUGUAUUGCGUCCGGCAAUCCUACACCAGCAAUUAAAUGGUAUCUCGAUGGCGAAAUUCUUAGAGAGAGCAGUUAUCUUAGGUUAGGCAGUUUUGUGACAGCAGCGGGUGACGUAGUAAGUUACGUCAACAUAAGCAGUGUGACGCUUUUAGCAGGCGGAGAUUACCGAUGUGUAGCGACAAAUGUUGUUGGGGAGGCGGAACAUACCUCAAGGAUGAAUGUUUACGGUGAACCCUACAUACGUACGAUGCGAAAUGUGACCGCUACCGCCAAUGAAAAACUUUUCAUCAAAUGUUACGUCACCGGAUAUCCUAUCAAAUCUGUGUCUUGGUACAGAGACAGUCGCAGACUUCCACUGAAUCAUCUACAGCAGGUUGUCAAUGGUACACUCACCAUUCUAAAGGUACAGAGAUAUGACGCGGGAAAAUACACGUGCGAAGCUGUCAAUUCGGCGGGAAAGGGGACACAGGAAAGUGUAUUUGUUACUGUUGUCGAACCGCCCGUAAUUGACCCAUUCCGUAUACCGCCACGCAAGCAAGGUGAUAGAGUAACGCUUUCGUGUGCAGUAAGCAGUGGUGAUCUACCAAUAUAUAUCAACUGGACCAAAGAUGGCCUACCAAUACCACCAGAUAUAGGUGUUCUUGUAGAGACGUCAGGUUCGUACAGCAGUCUGCUAAAGAUUGGGGAUGUGAGUCCUGUACAUGACGGAAAUUAUACAUGCCACGCACACAACGCUGCUGCCAGUACAAAUUUUACUGCCUUUCUACACGUUGACGUUCCUCCAAGAUGGGUCGUGGAACCAGAAGAUACGUUUGUCAUACGUCAGAAGUCGGUAUUUUUGGACUGCCACGCAACUGGUAUACCGGAACCUCGUAUCACGUGGAGUGAAAAUAAAGGCGGAUUUCCACCAAAGUAUGCUGCGCUGGAUCUAAACAGGACCGAUCAUUACCGUGUAUUUGAGAAUGGAACACUGCAAAUAAUCUCGGCGGCGGAAGACGACGACGGGCAUUAUCUCUGUACGGCAGAUAACCAAAUAGGGCACGGAAUUAGCAAGAUCAUUUAUCUAAAGGUUCAUGUACCUGCGCGAUUUGAUUCUUCUCAGAAGAACUUCACAGUCUUGCGAGGCCACAACAUCACCAUGGAUUGCCAGGCUAUAGGUGAUAAACCGAUAUCAGUAUCUUGGAACUUUAACAAUCAAACAAUGGGCAGUGGAAACCUGGGCAGUCGUUAUACAGUGAAUGCACCGAACACGGACCGCGGGAAGCUAUCCCAGCUAUCUAUACAUCCAGCCCAGAGAGGAGACACUGGCAUCUUCACAUGUACAGCAGCCAACCAGUUUGGCUACGAUUCAACCGCUAUCUACCUCACAGUAUUAGAACCACCGGAUGCCCCCGGAAACCUGACUUUGAUCAAAAAGGGUAGCCGAUAUGUUGUACUUGUAUGGACCCGACCUUUUGAUGGGAACUCCCCCCUUAUUGAGUAUGUCAUCGAGUAUCAGAAUACAACAGGUGAGAAACGGAGUGCAGUAAGGAAUGUAUCUGUUGACGCUGAGGCGCUUACAGCGACUGUGGAUAACUUACACCCUUCCUUCUUAUAUAACAUCCGUAUUCGAGCUCGAAAUGCGGUUGGAUUAGGACUGACUAGUCACCAAGUGUCUACUAAAAUGUUAGAAGAACCACCAAACGGACCACCUGUUGAUGUCGAAGUUACUGCUCUCGGCUCGCAGAAGCUCAAGGUCUCGUGGAAACCACCAGCACUUGACCAUCGUAAUGGCGUUAUCCUCGGAUAUUACAUUGGGUAUCAAGAAACAAAUGUUGCUUCUCAAAGACAAGUUAUCAGCAAAGACAUUGACCCCGACAAGGAUGGCCCCGAGGACGAGGUGUCUGUUGUCAUUUCCAACUUGAAGAAGUUUACAGAAUAUUUAGUGCAUGUAAAGAGUUAUAAUAAGGAAGGUCCGGGACCAGCAUCCACAGAUAUUAAAGUUAUGACCUUAGAAGACGUACCUAGUCAGCCACCAGAGGGAGUUCGUGCCUAUGCCAUUACGUCACAAGCCAUAAACGUGGCAUGGAAGGCGCCAUCUUUGUUCGCAUUGCAUGGUGUUCUCCAGGGCUAUAAAGUGCUGUUUAAACCUGUAAGAAAAGAUGAAGACGAAACUGAUUCCAAUAUCAAACUAUCUCGUGGAGUUGAUGUUACUCUAGAUGGUUUGGAAAAAUUCACAAAUUACAGCAUAGAAGUAUUAGCGUACACACGCAAGGGUGAAGGAGUCAGAAGUAGUCCCAUAUACGUGCGCACCCUGGAGGAUGUUCCUGGCCGACCACGAGGAAUAAAGGCAUGGUCAGUGAGCAAUACAAGCGUUAUCGUAUCGUGGCAAAAUCCGGACAGUCCAAACGGUAUCCUUACGGCAUUUAGUGUCUACUACAGUAACACUUCAGCUAGUGCACAGGAAAUGAAAAUAGAUGUUCCACCUGAUCAGUCCGCAUAUGUUCUGCAUGGACUUGAACCAGGCGUGAACUACUGGGUGCGGGUCACUGCAAACACAAGAAUGGGAGAGGGAGAAAGCACCCAAAUUGUUACCGUCAUGCCUGUUAUAAAUGCUCCGGCAAGAAUUUCCAGUUUCUCAGAAGAGGUGGUUGUAUCAUGGCAAGCUACGGUGAUGCUGUCCUGUGUUGUUGUUGGUGAUCCUGAUCCGGAAGUCACGUGGUCAACCAGAUACGGUGUUUUGGAAAACAACGACAAACUGUCGAUACUGCAGAAUGGUUCCUUGUUUUUGAUAGCUGUGAUUGGUUCCGAUGCUGACAAUUACACCUGUAGAGCUGAGAAUGAACAUGGCAGUGAUGUCAUUACAUACAGCCUUAGCGUGCAAGUUGAUGCUAAUUCCAAAUCUCCUCCUAGGGCACCAAUAUUGUCACUAGCAGCGGUAACGUCUUCAACAGUGCAAGUGAACUGGUUGUCGGCUAGCAACGGAGGCAGUCCAAUUCUAGAAUUUUUACUGCGAUACCGGAAGGAGCAUGAUGUUUGGCAGGAAGUAACACUUGGACCGAAGAAUCGUACUUAUACGUCCUCUGGUCUGCUGUGCGGUACAUCAUACAAGUACACUAUCACAGCUAUAAACAGUAUUGGUAAAAGUGAAAGUAGUAACGUUAUUGAAGAGAAAACAAUCGGAUCCCCGCCAAUAGCACCAUUACAAGAUGAAAUUCUAAAAUCUGUGAACGUCACAUCCGUUGAACUUGACCUGCGCACAUGGAGACGGGAUGUGUGUCCGAUAAAAUUUUUCUCCAUAAGGUACCAAAAACUUGGAAACAAACAAUGGGUGGAGGUUGCAAACAACGUUAACUGGAAUACAACAAUGGUACCGGUGGAAGAUCUACAUCCUGCGAGUAGAUAUAUUAUGUUGGUGACAGCAUACAGUGAUGCCGGCUCGAGCGAGUGCGCUUUAAAAUUCUCUACGUUGACCUAUUCGGGCAGCACACUCGAACCUCUCUUUGUGGUACAUAAAAAUGAGACGUAUUUCUAUGAAAAAGUUUACAUAAUGGUGCCGUUGUGUGCAGCACUGGUCGUGUCCAUUGCCCUUUCUAUAGGCGUGGCCUUGUUCUGUGUGAGACGUAGACACGUAAUGAGAUAUAAAGAAACGAGCUCGAACAUAAGACGGGAUAUUACAGCCGAGACGUCCCUGAUGAACGAUCUUGAUAAAAGAAAUAUAAAUUAUGAGUUGGAGAGCCCACAGGACACGCGGUUCAAUUGCCGAAAUGUAAACCUGCUUAUUUCAUUAACAUCUGAUGAGAAUUUGUCGGGAAAUAACAGCGGUUGGUGUUUUAAUGACAGCAGCAAGACAACGAGUGAUAAUGCUUCCCUGGAGCGAUAUGAUGAAGACGCCAAUAUAAAUCCUUAUGCGACAUUUAAUGAGCUGAAGCUUGUAUUCAAUGAGAACCCGACAUAUCAUAAAGCGGAACCUGAUUCUGACGACGACUCCGUCAGUCUUGAAAAGGCUGAGGCACAGAAAGCGAUGCAAGCUACAACAGACAGCUCUGAAGAUUCUAAAUUUGUUCAGAAUGUCCGAAUCCCGCACAAACCACGUGGGGCAGAGCAACAUAGCUACGACAAUCAAGCUGUGGUGCUUAGUCCCCGGAAGUACGCAAGUGCCGAUCAGAUUCAUGCUUUGUUUACUAUGGCUCCACCGCGUCCACAGAGUGCUUACAGUAAAAACAGAAGUCAGGGAACUCGCAGCACUCCAAGUGAAAAAGGUAGCCAAAGACAUAGCCUUAUAUCAAGCGUGACAACUGUGUCCAGUUCUAGAGAUGAACUUAUGGAGGCGUUUGAAAACUUAAACAGAAAUCCACCACAACCUCCUGUGGUAUAUGAAACAGAAGCUGACUCUCUGUCACAGCCUACAGACAGCUCGAGUACAGAGCCAGGUAUUUGCCUAUUUACGGAGUCUCCUCCACAACCAAAUGAACGACGGGAAGCGUCUUGUGAAGUUCCACGAUAUGAAUCACCAGACGAAUGUCAGUAUAAGGAGCCACAAACUGCUGAAUCUAAACCCGCUGAUAAUCCCGAGUCAAGGACUCCACCAAGGAGGUCUGGAAGAGGUUCAUCUGUUCAGAAAAAUAAGGAGGCUAUUUACAGAGGAACUGGAGUAAGCAGUGGGGUUUUCAGGACUACCACUAGACCUCGGUGUAUAGAGGAAGUGACGUAUAUGUUUAGUGGCGAGGAAUCUCCGAGUCGUGCCAGAAAACCACAGUCUUUUGAGGAGAAAUUGCGCUGUACCCGUGAGGAUAGCGGAUCCUCUGUUUGGAGAAGAGUCUAUUUACCAGGUGGUCGAAGGACCCCUCACGCCAGAACCAGAUAUGACACCACCCUGCAGACACCUGGAGCUGCUGAUAAUAAACCUCUUGUAUCUGCACAGGAGCUAAACUCAAAAGAAGAUUCCCCGGAGGACGAUGAAUCUGUCAGUCUUUUGAACAGAUAUUAUCGACCUGUCCCGGCCAGGAGGAGUGGAGAUGUUCUCAUGUUAGAGGAUGAUGAGGAAAAUGAAUAUACCGAAAAUUUUACGGUUGUUUGAAAUCCUCUGUAGCGAAAACUUGAGAUGAAGGAGAUAUCAGUGUGUCUGUGGAAACAGUUCAAAUUACCGAUAUAAGGGAUUUCUCGUAAUUCCAUUAUGAAAAUAUGUGUAGUGUACUCAACGCAAUUGUGAAAGGACACAAAAUUUUGAGGGGAACCUUUCACAAGCAGUUUAUGAUAAAAAUGCGGUUUCCCCAAAAUCUGCUGUUCGUUGAAAUCCAUAUUAUUAGAAACAAUGGCUACUUAUUUAUACGAACCGUUAUAUUGGUAUACAUUGAUGGUCGUUUAACGUUUCGCUUUUAUUUGACCUAAUGUAUAUAGAAAAUCUACUAACAAGUUUUAAAUGGAAAUAUUUCAGCUUUACAGAGUCAAAUCUGAUUGCUAACUCUGCAGCUUUCUAAAUGUUUACGGGCAUAUACGCAGAAUAGUUUGUAAUUUAUCAGACGGGUUGUUGUUUAGCGCACCUGAUUUUUUUCAUUGAGGCUAUAUAAUUCUUCAGGCCCACAGGGUCCAUAAAGGUAGCCUACUUUUUACACAAACCAAUUUCGUUUACUUUAUCAUUAAGAUCUUAUUCGGAAAGGUGUUUUUCAUCAUAUCCUAUUGACAUUAUUGACAAGCCGCGCAUCCAAUUUCUCAACAAGUACCUGCAUAUUGUUUAAUCAGGGGGUUAAGAUUCUGAAGUAUACUUAUGAAUAAAGAAAUUAAUUUGUGUGUAAAAAUAUUACAUAUACUUUAUGUAUUAUCUACUUCAAACUGAUUCUAAAAAAUGAGACAUCCCCAAACUUGCUUCAACAUGGACAUUUUUAUGACGAUAGGGCAUGUUAUUUGUUUGAUGACAGUUAAUGUUGUUCAGCAAGGGAGGACAAAAUAUUAAAGAGAAACAGUGUGGGGAAUAUGUGAAUCAACUUAUAUAUAUGUAUAUUGUUAUAUAUUAGACAAUUAAUAAGGUUGUGAUGUAUCAGUUACUUCAAUUGUAUUAAUUUUAUUCUAACCAUAAAAAAGUCUUAUUCUAAAAGUAUGUCUAGUGUAUUCGCAGUGUUUUGGAAUAGGUCAGACAUAGUUAUGAAUCAUUGCGAAAUUUGCAAUUUGAACGGUUUAAAAUAAUUUUGUAUAUUGAAUGCGUUUUCAUAAUGUUGUAUUCUGAAAUUCUGUAAGUUACGCUCAUGAUAUAUUCAGUAUUAUCAAAUGUCUACCCUUACCCUGCUAAAUUUCUAUAAUGAACUUGUCCGUCUUUCAAUUUGGACGGAACCAUUAAAUGUUAAAAGGGGUGCUUUCCAAAAUGAUACUGACUGAAUAGCGAACAGUACAAACCAUGAUCAGCAUACUCGGAUGUGCAUGCUGAUCUUGGUUUGCUCUGGCCGCAAAAGCAGAAUCACUUGCCGCCUGCAGGGUAAGGGUUAGAUGUGACAGUAUUAGGUGAUAUAGGUGACACAUGAAACAAUGGAGCUUCACAAUAUGUAUUAUAGAAAGCCAAAACUGUCAAAACUUGAUUUACUAACAUAUGAAUUAAGAGGCAUACUAUUUCAUUGUAAUUCUUUCGGUAUCAUGUACAUUUUUCCAUUUAAAAAAUCUGCUUCAUAGAGGAAUAUUAUAGUCACUUAAGUCUUCAAACUAUUAGCAUCAGAGCAACAUAUCAGAUUAAUUCAGAAUAUCAGAAUUGUCAGUGCUUAAAAACUUGCUGCUUAUGCAGGUGUUUUUGCCUAAGACUUUCUGCGGAAAAAAAACGUAAAUUUGAGAGUGUGCAUUUCAUAUUUAUCUAACAAGCUUGCAUUCGCACAAUGUGUUUCACGUUUAACGGUCAUGUUUACCGGUUGUAGCUCUUGCAGCUAGACCUUUACACAAAAUUUUUUCUAAAUAUCUAACAUUGCAGUAAUUAGAUGUAAUAAAUGCAGCAUUGUAUAUACGCACUUCAUUUAAGUAUUCAAGAAAAUGUAUAUAAUUAUAAAUCAUGUUAUUGCUGUAAUUUGCUGAAUUGUUACUGUUGCGGUGAUAUUUUAUACUUUUUUGCAGCUAAAGAGAUUGUUAAUACUUUAUUACUGUGACAUGUAUUUUAUUAUGUUUAUAUAUCAAAUUUCUAAUCUAAUUUGGGUUAUAUUCGCAAAGGUGUGUUUCCAGCAAAUAAGGCGGCGACAAGAAAUAAGAAUGAUGAUACCUGUAUUAACAUUUGAAUUGAUAGCAAACCAUUGCAAAACUUAAGAAAAUGCAUUAUGAUGAAAAGGUUACAUACAAUUAUCAAACGUUUACGGACGUCCAGAAAAUGUUGAUGUUGAAUUCUAAUUUCAUAUAUUUAUGAAAUAUGUCACCAUUUCAUUUUAAGUUAUUGAUACUUGUAUUAAACAGCUUCUGUUUUAAUCAAAAGAAAUGAAAACACAAAUGGUUUUAGUUCAAAGGAAAAUGUCCAGUCUGACAAUUAUCUGCCCUUCAAGUGAAUAUAUUCAUUUUGAAGUCAAAGACUGAUGUCCCAGAGUCGCGAAUUCAACCCAAAUUUUUAUAAAAAUUUAUUUGCCUUACAGGCAGGCAGCGCAAAUUCAAUUCUAAUGUUCACAAUAAAAACCCAGUUGCCUUACCGACUGGCAGCAUUAUGAUUCUGUCCAAAGAGAAUUAUUUUUCGGGUUUGAGAACUCGGAGUUCAAGGCAGCAUUAAUUGGCAAUACAUUUAACACGUGGAGAAAGUGUUAGAACAAUGCAAUUACUUCAUUUUGUUUCUUAGUUACUAGUACUCGGCAUCAAUUCAUUUUCAUAAGUGUAUUAGAUAUAUUUUACCUUUGUACAAAAUACCAAACUGAUAAACCUGUUGUUAAUAAAUAGAUUAGCUAAAUUUCAUUGUACACAUACCAUGCUGUUAAUAAGACUUUAUUUAAGUAGUAAUUAACUCGUCGAACUAUAGUAUGAGGUUGUAACAUGUGAGACACGUUUGGCUUUGGUCAAGUGUUCUAUGUAUCAUUAUUACUUAUUAGAUUGAAUGUUGUUCUAUUGUUGCGAGAUUUAUUGUGUUUUAAACGGCCGUGUUACUUAUAUACAAAAUCUAUAAAAUAUCUUUAUUUGUUUCUGACCUUUUCUUGUAAUAUUAUGGAUUGUUGAUAUUUUAAUUUUUUUCAUUGCCUACAAGGCCGAAAUGGGUCGUGCAAUUAAAGAAGUGUAAAAUCCUAGUAAAAUGGCUCGUGCAAUUAAAGAAGUGUAUAAUCCUAGUAAAAUG